AACUAGAGAUGGGUUUUUGUGCGACUCUGUUUCUCCUCUUCUUUGGAUGCGUCCUCUGCUCCGGGUUCCCGCUGCGUCAGUACCACUACGUGCAGCAGCCGAUGAACUGGGCCAGUGCUCAGAGCUACUGCAGAGAGCAUUACUCCGACCUGGCGACCUUCGAGAGCGCCGCUGACAUACAGACGCUGAACGCUGAUUUUCACUAUCAGCUGGCGUGGCUGGGACUGAGGGACGGCCCUGAGCUCAGUGACACCUGGAGAUGGUCAUCGACCGGUGAAACCAGCAGAACUGGUUAUCAGCCCUGGCUAAUACAUGAACCGAGCAACAGCGCUGGAGAAAACUGUGUGAGGAUGGACACGAAUGGACAAUGGUGCGAUGGGGCUUAUGAUGGACAACAUCCUCGAACGUAUCACUACAUCACACUUGGGAAAACUUGGUAUGCUUCUAUGGAAUACUGCAGAGGUCACUACACAGACUUGGCUAUGAUCGAGAACCAAAAGGAAAACUCCCAGGUCAUAAGUGUGAAACCCUCUUCUAUCGUAGUUUGGAUCGGUCUGUACCGAGGACCGUGGACGUGGUCCGACUUGUCUCAAAGCUCCUUUAGGAACUGGAAGACGUUGAGUUUAGAAAACUUCAUUGGCAACGGGUCCUGCGCGGUGGAGAAUCCGCUCCACGAGUGGAGCUACUUACCCUGUGAGGACAGAUACCCGUUCAUCUGUCAACAAGUUCCAAGACAGAAGACGGUGUUGAGGAUGAAGGUCGAGACUGAGGCGGACCUGAUGGAUCCAGCUGUUAAUGCCCAGAUCCUCCAGCAGCUCAGUGCAGCGCUCACAAGUCAGAAGGGGAUCAACUUCACUCUGCGGUGGAAGGUUCAGCCCAGAAAACAACAGACAACCCGACUGACGGACCCCGCAGCCCUUUGAGCGCUCCCCGGCAAACUUUCUGAAUCCUUCGGACGCACUUUGGAAACGUUGGCACUUCUGCAGACUUUGCUAAAGGGGAAAUUACCCAGAGUUCAUAGCGCUGUAAUAUUGAAGGAGACACCAAUCUCUACAUCGUAACUAUAAACACGUAGCUCUGUGCUAAUUUUAGAAUUUGUGUAGCAUCUUGUCCUGAUCCUUGGUGAUUUAAAACUCUCCCCUCGUCAACUCUGUAGAAAAAGUCUGGAACUCAAUGUCAGACUGUUGAUUGGGUCUUGUAGCCUUCACUGAGUCGUCAGCCUCAUAUCACAUGACCCCCUUCAAGAAGAAAAACACCAAUCAGCUCAUUCUAUUUAAGCCACACCCAUACCGCAAUAUUUUCAAACUAAAACCUUCCUGUCCUUUUGUAUCUUCUAAUACAAUUCUAACAUUUGAAUGUAGCAACAGGUCAUAUCAAAAUAGACGUUCAAGACAGAUAAAUAUAAAUCAUUACAAAAUAUAGAAAGCAGGGGAAACAUUUGACUGCAUCAACAAAGUUGUCUGUGAUUUCUUACAGAGGAGCACAGAGUGAGGGUGAUGAAGGUUGGCCCAAGGUCGUCUGUGAGCAGUUGGGAAGAUCCCAGUCAAAUCAGUGUCUGUGGAAUAAUAUCAGUUUGCAUUUAAUUUGGAUCUGAGCUGCGUCAGGUUUUUCUGUCAGAGGUUUAGUGGUAAAUUAUCGAGUAGACACUUGAACCCUUGAGUUAAUACAAGUAACAUCCAAUACUUAAUAACAGAGUAAAAGUACAACAGGAUUUAAAUAGCUUAUAUGUAGAAGUUGUUUUCUUUCUUAUGUUUUUCAGU
Platichthys flesus (European flounder) is the source of this 1760-nucleotide messenger RNA. RefSeq names its product L-selectin-like. The transcript is spliced from 5 exons. NCBI's taxonomy places the organism in Eukaryota, Metazoa, Chordata, Actinopteri, Pleuronectiformes, Pleuronectidae. The record is from RefSeq and is a predicted model, not a curated record. Bases 9 to 923 code for a protein of 304 amino acids.